AUGCCUCCACUACUGGAAUGCACCCUACAGCGCCCAACCCGCAAGGCGGAGCGAUCACUCGACUAUCAGUGCCUCUCAAAAUUAGAUCUCCCCAAAUUGAAUUUGACGCGGAAAAAGCCACUCAAUUACGGAGGCACGCCGAGCAGGGCAUCCUACCCCGCAAGGCUGGCCUUUUCGGCAGCCGAAACCAUACCCCAGACUCCCGGCAUGGGGCUGGCGCCGGGCCUCUGCUCAAAACUGAUGUUACGAGAUGCAGCUGAAUUUGAACCAGCAGCAACUUUAUUGAAAGUGUUGAUAUACACAGAAGGUUUACAUGGAAGAUGGCACUUCAACGACAUCAGAGCUGUCUUUUCCAGGAGAUACCUCUUACAGAAUACCGCAGUAGAGAUCUUCCUGGCUAACAGAACCUCUGUGAUGUUCAACAUGCCCAACAAGAGCACGGUCAAGAAGGUGGUCCAUGCGUUACCCAGGGUUGGAGUAGGCCUCAAGUACGGCGUCCCAGCAUCAAGCAGAGGCAGUAAACAACAAACAUAUAACUACAGCUUUUUCGACACUGAUAGUUUCUUUCAGCUCAGACACGUUUCCCUGGCAACCCCUCGUCAGCUGUUCAAGGCGUCCAACAUGACGGCAGCCUGGCAGAGAAGAGAGAUCUCCAACUUUGAGUAUCUCAUGUACCUCAACACCAUAGCAGGACGUACAUACAACGACCUCAACCAGUACCCCAUAUUUCCGUGGGUGCUGACGAACUACGAGUCUCCAGAAUUAGACCUGACUUUACCAAGCAAUUACAGAGAUCUUUCAAAGCCAAUGGGGGCGCUGAAUCCGAGUCGUAAAGCUUUCUUCCAGGAGAGGUAUGAGAACUGGGAAGAUGACAAGAUACCAGCAUUCCACUACGGCACUCACUACUCAACGCUAGGCUUCACUCUUAUGUGGCUUAUGAGACUGGAGCCCUACACCACAUACUUCUUGAAUCUUCAAGGAGGUAAAUUUGAUCAUGCUUCAAGAACAUUCUCAUCCAUUGCCUCCUCGUGGAAGAACUGUCAGAGGGACACUUCAGAUGUCAAGGAAUUAAUUCCAGAGUUCUUCUACCUGCCUGAGAUGUUCAUGAACAACAAUGGCUACCAGCUAGGCACUCUAGAUGAAGGGACAGUCGUGGACGAUGUUGUGCUGCCACCCUGGGCCAAAUCACCAGAAGACUUCAUCAGGAUAAACAGGCUGGCCCUAGAAUCAGAGUUUGUGUCCUGCCAGCUCCACCAGUGGAUAGAUCUCAUCUUUGGCUACAAGCAGAGGGGGCUCGACGCUGUACGCUCCACUAACGUCUUCUACUAUCUUACCUAUGAGGGCAGCAUUGAUCUGGAGUCCAUUGAUGAUCUUGUCAUGAGAGAGGCUAUAGAGAAUCAGAUCAGAAGCUUUGGUCAGACCCCUGCCCAGCUUCUCACUGAACCACAUCCUCCUCGAAGUUCAGCUAUGCACUUGUCCCCUAUGAUGUACACAGAUCAGCUCCAACAGGAGGUCCUGAUGAUCAUCAAGUUCCUCUCCAACUCACCCGUCAUCCAUGUUGCUGCUAAUACCAGCCCCAUGGUCCCUACACCAGCCAUUAUCACGGUGGCUUGUAACCAGACCUACGCAAUGAACAAGUGGAACAACCAAACAGCAGGUGUUCCUGGUACUCCUGGGUACUCAAUGGACGCUGGCAAGAACCUACUCAUUGAGCUGGACCCGCUCGUCUUAUCACAGACCGGGAUGCACAGGAGACAGAUUGUCGAGGCGAUGGACUCCAACAUCAAGUCUAAAUCCUCAUGCUACAUCGCCACAGCAGACAACAAAUACAUCAUGUCAUGUGGCUUCUGGGAUAAGAGCUUCAGGGUGUUUAUCACAGAUACAUGCAAGGUCACCCAGGUGGUGUAUGGUCACUGGGACAUGGUGACAUGUCUAGGAAGGUCAGAGUGUCCAGUCGGUGGAGACUGCUACAUCGUAUCAGGCUCAAGGGAUGCUACUCUCCUGGUCUGGCAUUGGAGUGCCAAGCAGCAGUGGGUCCUGGGGGAUAACCAUGUACAUGGUGAGAUGGCAACUCCUCGAGCCAUCUUGACCGGUCAUGACACAGAGGUCAUCUCAGUAGCCGUCUGUACAGAGCUUGGCCUGGUGGUCAGUGGAUCAAAAGGUGGAGCUUGCUUGGUUCACACUGUGUCCGGUGACCUGCUUCAAUCCCUGGAGCCCCCUGCUCCUUGCAAGGUCCCUCGUCUCUGCUCCAUUGCGGCAGAGCAAGGGGUCAUCCUGGUGACCUUUGACAAGGGAAACAUCUGCUCCUUCACCCUCAAUGGUCAUUUCCUCAACCACACCGAUGUCCAGGCAAAUCUACAUGCUGUAAAGAUGAAGCCGGAGGGGGACUACUUCAUCACCGGUGGUGACAACCGUGUGGUCCAGGUUUGGAGGACCCAUGAUCAUAAACUCAUGCAUACAUUCCCAUUGUGUGAUGCAUCUAUUCUAGCUCUAGACCUAGCUCAUGAACAGAGAACAAUCAUUGCUGGCAUGGCAACGGGUAGCAUAGUGGCCUUUCACGUCAAUUUCCAAAAGUGGCACCAUGAAUACAGGGAAGCAUACUGAUGAGGGCCUGUGGUCGCUCUUCCUUCACUCACAACCCCACAAGCAACAAUUCCAUCUGUCCAAACAAGUAUACAUGACGUGGAUUAAGCCCUGUCAUGAUAGGAGUGUAUAAUGGACUAUUAAACAACUGUAAUACUUAUAUUUCAAGGUCAACAAGUAAAAGAUAUCAAUGAAUACUUCAUAAGCCAUAUUCUAACAUAAAAUUAAAACAGUUGAAACUUGCAUCAAGUCCUAGAGGACAGCGUGUAUUAGUAUGUUAAGAAAGACAUACAUGAAGUGCAUCUAUAGAAGAAAUCUUCUCCAAAGCUUUUUAUGAAUAGGAGUUAAAGAGCUAGAAGUUUGAUGCACUUUAUAAAGAAUCAUGGAUAUUAUAUACCUACCCUUGUCACUAGGAUUCAGAUUCAAUGCAGUUGAACGAAAUAAUAUUAGAUUCCUGAACUACAUGUAAUGUUUGAGCAGGGUGGCUGACAUGCCUGUUAUUGAUAAUCUGAAACCAGAAAUAUAUCUCUCAUAAGUGACGCAUCGUCAUGUUAUCCUAGAUUCAUAGGAUUUUUAUUUUAUCAAAAAAGCAUUGAAUAUUGAGAUUGUUUUUUGUCAUAAUGGAAUGAAAAAGACCAGGAGUCAUUCUAAAGUAUGAACUUUCCCCAUUUUUAUAUUCUAUUUCUUAGUUUUAGCAAUUCGUACCAGGAUUUGUUUAUCGAUCGUAGCUUUAUGUCAUGGUGUGAAAUAGCCAAAAGGCAUUAACUGGAAGAGACCAAAGUGUGUGUUAUUCCACAAUGAAAGAUGUCUUUAGUGCUAAAAGGACACUAUUGACAGACUAACAUUCUAUGGAUUCAGUCCAUCUCUGUCUAUUGUAAAUGACAUAUGCAAGAAAAUAGUGAGGUAGUAUAAUUACUAUUGAUUUAUGAAUAUAUCGAUUAACAUAUAUAUGCAAAGGAAACCAAUGUAUGGUUGCCUUUAAGAUCAAACAGGCAUUCAAUCCUGUACAUUCAUUUAGUAACAUUAUGCUCUGAUUGUGUGAUAAUUGUACAAUUACUACAUUGUUGAUAUAUAAAUACAGUGUACAAUUUGUAUAGAUACUGUAUACAUUUAUCUUAUCGUUUUCUUUUUCUUGUCAUUUUAUCAAAAUAAAGUAUACAACUGUGUUGUAUAAUUAACGAUCGUGAAAUGCAUAUUAUUGAAAUAGCUGAAUUACGAAAAUGAAGAAGAUGCACAAGUAUGGCACAACUUCUGAUUAUGAAUGUACUCUUGUUCAUGAAAUGAAUACUAAGUCAUUAUUUGUAUGUUCCUACCACUGUUUACCAGCCUACUACUCUUUAGAAGUGCCCUUGUUUAGAAAAUAUAGGAUGUUUGGUUAAGAAGAAAUGUGUUUUAUAAUGUCAAAAGCCAUAGUUGCAAUAGAAUUGCAUAGAUAUUAGAUAUUACGUUAUGAGUUUUACUGUGGUAUUUAGUAAACGAAAGAUCCCAUUGGCUGUAUGUCUUCUUAAAAUACAUGUAAAGCAUUGAGCUUCUGCUGAAUGUGAUUGAAACACAUGAUCGGUAAUUAACAGAUAGGAUUAUUUUAUUAUUCUGUUUAAAGUAAACCCUACUGCUAGGAAACAGAGACUUGCAAAGAAUGUAUUAACAUAGGACAGUCAUGUACACCUGUAUGUAAUACAACAAAGUUUCAAAAAGUUGGCAAAUUUCUUCAAAUUUCCAAUGUGUUCCAAAUAUGAACCUUCUGUAAUGUUCUCUUUUGUUUUCAUGAGACAAUGCUACAUGUUCAUAUCAAUAUAUUCUUUAUCAAAUAAAGGAAGCAUCAUAUCAACCUAUGUCAGCUAGAAUUUAUUAUAAAUACAAUGUUACUGACUGCCAAAUUGUAUUCAAAGGAAUAGUGCAAUCUUACAUUCAUACCAACUUAAUAGAGCAGCUUCGAUCCGGAUAUACUGUACUUGUGAAGUACUGGGGUAAACAAAAUUAUGGUUUGUUACUUUUAAUCCUUGAAUCUUUAGAAGAUUUUCUCCCUCUCUUGUUUUGAUAUUAAGCCCAUGUCUGCAAGUAUCAGGUGGUCUCUGUGUUAUGGCUAUGGGAAUAAAAGAAUUCUGUAGUGUGUGGGUAAUAAGGAGUUAAACAGUCAUGUCAUCCCUAUUCCAUGUGCAUCAGUUUUUUUUUGCAAUUAAAUGUACAUUCCAUUUUUAUUCAAUAAAGGGAAAAGAAGUUCAUUAACAUUCUCUAAACCAUUUAUUUCAAAUGAAAGAGGACUUUGUGAAACAACUCUAAAUCACAGAUGAUCAAAUUAUAUAUACCCCAUUCAUAAGCUAUCACGUUUUAGGAAUGGUAGGUUUUGUGAAGUUGGUAUUAUUACUGAAGCCAGAUAUUGAUCAUAUAUAUGUUUCACUUGAGAGUCACUUUUACUUAUCAUACAAAACUCAUUCCAAACUUUACAAUUUUAUUGGUUUGCUAUCAAUUAGUUUUCAGCAAUUAACGUCCUUGUGAAAAUUGCAAAACCCAAAUUGAACAAGUUUUCUUUCCCACUAUAUUAAUUUUUAUUUGCAUAUGUAAUGUUUUUGUUUUUGUCGUUAUUAAACCUCUCUGUAGUGAUUUUGUUAUUAGAGAAACCUUAAACCAGAUGAGGAUACCCCCAUUUAUGAGUCAGUUCAUUUUUUUUCCAUUAUGAAUUUUUAAUUCAUUUUUUCCAUUUUGAAUAUCUUUUGUUACAUGCGUAAGUGUGGUGCUGUGUUUGUUUUUAAUUGAGAGCUGUAAUGAAUAUUUUUUUGUUUUUUGUUUGCACAUGUCAUAAGUACGUUUACAAUUGAAUGUUUUCAUAGUAAUAUGAUCCGACCCUGUUGACCACAAACUGACUUCUUUUCCAUUGCUUUGAGCUUACAAUGCUAUUAGACUGUUAUAUGAAUUUCAAUAAAACCAUAAAUCAUCAAUGGUACACACUUCAGUUAUUGAUUUGGUUUAGAUUUAAUCAUCAAAAAUAUAUAAUUCAAUCAUAAACGUGGAACAUUCACAUGAAUUUAAAGAGAAAGGAAUAACAAAUGUAUGAUGAUUCAUUAUGUAGUUGCUUGCUGGUGAUUUUGUUUGUUUUACAGCUGAUUCUCUGCACAUUCUUUAUCAAUUUUAUGAUAAUUAUGUUAAUUAGUUUCCUUGGUUUCAGAUCUUUCUGUGAGCCUGGCAGAAUAUUUAAUGCCCUUCUAUUAGGUACUGGUACUCUGUUCUGUUUUGAUCUUUAAUUCACACACAGUGAUUGAAUGUUGUAUCAAAUUCGGUUUGCAAUGACUUGCAAUGAGUGAGUACAGUUAGGUCUACCAAUAGCCAGAAAGGUGUCAACUCUAUGUGAAGGUAAAAGCUGGUCACAUGUCACAUAUGAUGUAACAAUAAGUUUUGUCUAUGUAGAAAAAGUAUGUAAAAAAAUGUGCAUAUCAUAAAGUUGGUAUACAAGACUAGUAAAUACCUUUUCUCCAAAGACUGGUUUUAUCCUGUUCAUUGUUGGUGAUUUAUGACCAAUCCUUAGUGGCCACCUGGCAUUUGACAUUCAAGUUGGUUAAUUGUAACAAUAAGAGAAUUUUAAAUGUAAGAUUCAAAGAAAAUAGUAAAGGGAUAUUGUCCUUGUUCAAUGAAUCCUUGUUGAAAAUUUUGAAAAGAAUUGGUCCAUAGAUAUUAAAAACUGAGUCUGAAAUAAUGACUGCACUUAUGUCAGCAUGGUCAACUAAAGUAAUUGGUGUCAUUUAAGCAAAUAUUUUUGUUUUUAAGAAUAUUUUACACAGUUCAUGAAAUCGUAAUUAAUUAAAAGUGAGCUCAGAUGACCUAUUCUACUUUAAAAUUUUGUAUAUGAUUAGACCAGGACCAUUUUGUAUAAGGAUGAAACUUUUUUUCAAUUAUUUUUUGCUCUUUGUAUUCAGUAGAAAUUCCAAGUCUUGCUUUGAAUCGGAAAAUGCACCAUAUAUUGUGUACAUGUAUACGCGUAGCAAUGUAAGAAAUAAAAACUAGGUAGGUAGAUAGAUUUUGAAUUACAUUUUAAAUAUUCAAGAUGACUAUGAAAUGGUACGAUUUGCAAUAAUUUUUCUCUGUAUGUCUCAUGAGUACUGAUUAUAUGUUUGUUGUAUCGUUUAUCAUUUCUUUUUUUGUUGUUCUGCUCUGUAUGUUUUGGGAUUGUAGUUUUUAGCAGAAGUGUAGUUUGUGUUACUGUGAAGUACUUGUAUAUUUUGGCUAUUUGUUAAACAUGGGACUCCUAUAGGGUAUAAUAAACAAAUCUUAUGAGAUUGUAAAAA
This is a messenger RNA of Strongylocentrotus purpuratus (purple sea urchin), 6860 nucleotides long. Its product is annotated as neurobeachin. Gene Ontology annotation, cellular component: cytosol; membrane. Bases 1 to 2604 code for a protein of 867 amino acids. Gene Ontology annotation, molecular function: protein kinase binding. Gene Ontology annotation, biological process: intracellular protein localization. Lineage: Eukaryota; Metazoa; Echinodermata; Echinoidea; Camarodonta; Strongylocentrotidae. The record is from RefSeq and is a predicted model, not a curated record. The transcript is spliced from 20 exons.